GUGGUAGGGGGUUUCCAGAUGUUUCCACAUGGUGACUCUAUCACCUCUCUGGAUUUUUUUUUACACUUCCAUGUGUUUGCACCAUCAGUUUAUUUUACGUACUCACCAAAUAUAUCCCACAUUUUAAUUUUGUCAUAAGGCUCAUUGACUAACCCCUCUUUUUUAGUACCCAUAAUUUUAGGGCGUGUCUUUUUUAACUAAUCACCACUAAUCACCCCUCACUUCUCUCUCAUUCCUUCUACCUGUAGAUGGAACUGCAUAUGGAGAUGGUCCUCUUUAAAUAAAUUCCCUGAAUUACUUGUCUUCGCAAUCAGGACACUCUGUUGCUGAACUCUGUGAGUAAAGUUACUACAGUAUGCCAUCAAAUUCCAAAAUCGCAAAUCGGGAGGAAACCAAUGCAUAUAAUGGUCCACGUUCCACUGUAUAUUCUGAACCUUGGUGGAACAGUGCUGUUUAUAACCCUGUUUCCCCUGGGUUGAUGCGGGAAAAUGCAUCAGAUUCAUCAUCAUUGGAACAAUCUGUGGAUGGCCAAUCACAGUCUGACGGUGGAAUCAAUGAGGAAGAUGAUGAUGCUCCUGAAAAAUCACAAAGUAUCGUAGCUUUCCCUGCAGAUAUAUUUUCAAGAUCAGAUGGGAGUUAUGGGAAGGUGGAUCAGAAUUUUCAGCCAGCUGCGCCAGCCAUACCUCCAAGACUUGAUGGCAGCCUAGCACAGCCCCAACAGCUUGAACUUGUUGGGCACUCUAUAGCUUGUGCUCCAAUUCCGUAUGUUGAUCCAUACUAUGGUGGGAUGAUGACAGCUUUUGGCCAGCCUUUGGUUCCUCCUCAUGUACUCGAUAUGCACUAUGCAAGGAUGCCCUUGCCGCAAGAAAUGGCUCAAGAACCAGUUUAUGUUAAUGCUAAGCAGUAUCGAAGGAUCCUGCAGCGAAGACAGUCACGCGCUAAAGCUGAACUUGAAAAGAAGCAGAUAAAAUCUAGAAAGCCAUAUCUUCACGAGUCCCGGCAUCAGCAUGCACUGAGGAGGGCAAGGGCCUCGGGAGGACGUUUUGCCAAAAAGACGGAUGCUUCUAAGGGUACUGGUUCUGUGAGUUCAUCGGGUUCUGAAGCUUUGCAGUUCAAUGCUGCUGAUAUUCAAAGGAGGCAUGAAAAUGGAAGGUUGGCCGAUCUCCAGCAUUCUUAUUCAAAUGGUAGCAGUUAUGGGAAUCAAAGUAGCUUUCAAGAAUCGAAAGACGAGUACCAAUCUGCUGAAAGCAGGGAAGGAGGUUUUCCUGGCAAGUAAUUGGAGAAACAUUCAUUUCUAAACUAGCUCUUGCACUGCAACGAGACUCGAGUAUGGACAGAGAGUUUACAGGUGUUAGUUUCAUUUCUUGGCUUUUUCAAGCUGGGCGGCAAUUCAUUCUUGGCUUUUUUACUUUAGUGUUAACAGGAGCAAUAGAGGCAACGAGCACUGCGGUGUUGCAGCAUUUGCUUGGAGAUCUACAUAUUCCCUUGUGUACAGAGAUGGAUGAACUUAGAACUAGGAUUAGAAGUUGUUCAGUGAACUUGUGGUUGGUCAGUUACUGUAGUUUAGGAGACCAUGUAAAGAGGUUAGUUUUGUACGCUUGUCUUAUCUCCUUUCUUAGUUGUUGCAUAAAUUUCUUGGUUUGGUUUGUUUUGAUGUGAUGAUUUGUUAUCAAAGAUGCAGUAGGAUGAAAUGGCAGAUUUGAGUUCAAAGUGUGCAAAUAUGUUCAGUGCAUAUGAUACAGUGAAGGUGUAUUGUACACAAAUUGCUGGGAGAUGUGCUCUUUUCACCUAUUGAAUCU
Molecule: messenger RNA, 1799 nt
Organism: Capsicum annuum
Lineage: Eukaryota; Viridiplantae; Streptophyta; Magnoliopsida; Solanales; Solanaceae
Product: nuclear transcription factor Y subunit A-1
Exons: 6
Coding region: 356-1276 (306 amino acids)
Biological process (GO): regulation of transcription by RNA polymerase II
Molecular function (GO): RNA polymerase II cis-regulatory region sequence-specific DNA binding; DNA-binding transcription factor activity, RNA polymerase II-specific
Source: RefSeq, a predicted model, not a curated record